Molecule: messenger RNA, 1176 nt
Organism: Rhodofomes roseus
Lineage: Eukaryota; Fungi; Basidiomycota; Agaricomycetes; Polyporales; Fomitopsidaceae
Product: ribonuclease H-like protein
Exons: 1
Source: RefSeq, a predicted model, not a curated record
CCACACGACGACCACCACACCAACGGCGAGAUCGUCGCGGCCCUAAAAGCGGUCCUGGACACACCCAAGGACGCCCCCUUACACAUCCUCUGCUCGCCACAACUGAUCAAGGCCCUCACAACUGACCUCCCAAGAUGGGAAGACAAGGGAUGGAUAGAAGUCGCAAACGCGACGUACACCAGAGCAUUAGUAAACCAACUCCGACAGAGAUGUGCCCCCACAACCCUCAAGGAACCCUCAACGAACGAAGAACAUAACCUGAGGACCCUAGCGCUCCAGAAAUCCGCCGAGCAACAUACCAACAGCACCCCAACAGAAGUCCCCCCUGCCAUCGAACAAGCCUUCAACCUCUCCGGUGCAAAGCUAUCGGCCCUAUCACAAGCGACCGCGUAUAGAGGAAUCCGCGCGACCAGCACGGUCGCAACGCGCGCGAGCUCAUGUAAGAAUGAACAGCGAACACUGAACCGCCUCGCGGACCUCGGGCUUAAGAGCGCCCUUAGAGACACCGUGUGGAGAAGCAUACGGAACAAAGAGAUACACCGCAAGAUAGUAGAUUUCCUCUGGAAGGACAUACACAACGUACACCAUGUAGGAACGUACUGGACAAACAUCCCGGGCCUAGAGGAGCGGGCAAUAUGCGAAACCUGCGGCACGACAGAAGACAUGGAGCACAUCCUCACACGAUGCCGAGCGCCCGGGCAGAAGAGGAUAUGGAGACUCACCAAAGCUCUAUGGACCAGGAAAGGGCAGCCAUGGAGGGCCCCGACCGAGACAGACAUCCUGACAGCCAGUGUCGGACUGUACCCGCGUCAGGACAACUCAAAAACAAAGAACUACCUCGCACGCCUCUGGGCGAUCCUAAUCCCAGAAGCAGCCUUCCUGAUCUGGAAACUGAGAUGUGAGCGAGUUAUCGGACACGCCGACGAGGCAGACUGGAAACAUACGGACCAGGAAAUAUCGCGACACUGGCUCGCGACAGUAAACAGGAGACUCCAGAUAGACCUGACAGCGACCAGCAAACGAUUCGGGCACCUCGCCAAAGACAAUAGACUCGUCUGGGCCACCUGGACCGGCACAAUAGGAGACGAGCAAGGCCUAUACGAAGACUGGACGCGAGUCCCACGGGUUUUAGUGGGUAUUGACCCCGGGAUUUGCGCCACCACAGACCCCGGAUAA